Molecule: messenger RNA, 855 nt
Organism: Triticum urartu
Lineage: Eukaryota; Viridiplantae; Streptophyta; Magnoliopsida; Poales; Poaceae
Source: RefSeq, a predicted model, not a curated record
AUGGAGGUGUUCGACGAAGUGCACUUCGUGCGGCUCCGGUGCCGGGUGCGGCGGACCAUGUACCUGGCGGCGGACGACGACGGGCACGGCGUGUGCCUGUCCAGCCAGCGCGGCGCGCACAACACGGUGUGGGCGGUGCAGGCCAUGGAGGGCGCGGUGGAGGGCGCCGAGGGCGGGCCCUUCGUCCUCCUCCGCGGCGCCUAUGGCCGCUACCUCUUCGCCACGGAUGUGCAGGCCGCCACGGGGCCCGGCCACGGCGUCCAGGCCGCGCAGCAGGCCCGGCCGCACCCGAACACGCCGAGGUGCAUGCUCUGGCAGGCCAUCCGGCGGCAGGGCUCCUUCGUGAUCCGCAGCGCCGGGGGCCGGUACCUCCGCGCCAACGGCAAGUACGUCCGGUGGCGCACGGCCAUCACCGUCGCCGGGGACGACGCCAGCGCCAUGCUGCAGUGGGACGUCGAGGUCGUGCCCCUUCGCCUGGACCGCCCUACCCUCCUCGAUCCACCGCCACAGCCGAUGCGGAGGCGGCGCCGCCCGCCGAUGGAGGAGGAGGUGGCGCGGCAGGUCCGGUACAUCCGCGCCGGCGUGGACGGGGACAUAGACGAGACAGGGUGGCGGACGGUGCGGAUCAGCACCAACAGCCUCAUGCAGCUGCGGCUGACGCUGGCUAACCUGCUGGGCCAGAACCGGUCGGCGCUCCACACCACGCUCUGCGUCCGCGCCGGCGCCUACGCCGACCUCUCCCCUCUCCUCAUCGACCUGCCCAUCGGCAACGACCGCCUCGACAUCGUCGUCAUCACCCACGGCACACCAGUGGACAACACGUUGCUGUACCCAAACGUCAAUGCGCGGAAUUGA